Molecule: messenger RNA, 1152 nt
Organism: Aspergillus campestris IBT 28561
Lineage: Eukaryota; Fungi; Ascomycota; Eurotiomycetes; Eurotiales; Aspergillaceae
Product: O-methyltransferase
Exons: 4
Coding region: 1-1152 (383 amino acids)
Molecular function (GO): O-methyltransferase activity
Source: RefSeq, a predicted model, not a curated record
AUGUCUGAUCUCGUCGCUGCCGAGGCAAUCGACCAUCUAUAUGGCCAGCUGUCGCACUCUCUUGGCUCGUUCCAGAAGCAGCACCACGAAGCAGACCGGCUCAAAGCACUGAAGGCAGCACAGGGCCCAACCCAAGUGAUGUGUGUACGCAUUGCCAUUGACAUGGGUAUCUUUGUCACUCUUACCGAGCGCAAUCGUCCAGUGCCACUCGCCGAGCUGGCAGCACCCAGGGGAGCAAGCCCCAUCCUUGCCGAACGUGUCUUGCGUGUCUUAGCCGGCAUCGGCUACGUCUCAGAAUGCGGAGAGCGCACCUACGCCCCGACGGCCAUGACCCGACAGAUGACAGUUCGGCUGAGCAUCGUUAUGAUGAUGUUCAUCAUCUUUGAUGUUGGGAUGCCGACGCUUGCCAAGGUUCCCGAGUUUCUGCGCCGCAUUGAUUUCCACAAUCCUGAGGGCCCCACCACCGGGGCGCUGCAAUUCGUCGAACGCACGGACAAGGUGAUCUGGGAUUGGAUUCCGGGACACCCAGACUAUAUGGAAAGCUGCAACACCUUCAAGGAGGGCGAUCGAGGUUCGCGGCCUAGUUGGUUAGAGUGGUUUCCCGUGCAGGAGCGCCUGCUCGAUGGCGCCUGCACCGAAGGGGAUGGCGCCGUCCUCAUGGUGGACGUUGCCGGUGGGCGGGGUCAUGAUUUGGCAGCCUUUGCAGCUAAGUUCCCCGACGUUGAAGGACGCCUAUUGCUUGAGGAUUUGCCGCGUGUUCUGGAAGAGAGUUCAGUAGACGCGACAUGGAUUGAAAAACUUCCCUUCGACCUGUUUAAACCUCAGCCACUCCAUGCGGCCCGUGUCUACUAUAUGAAGUUCAUACUCCACGAUUGGUCCGACGAGGACAACCAGCGCAUUCUCCAGCAGCUGGCGGGCGCGAUGCAGAAAGGUUAUUCCAAGCUGAUCAUAGAGGAGUUUGUCCUGGCGGACCGCGACUGCGCCAUGCUGCAGGCCAUGUGGGACUGGGAGAUGCUGGUUUUCUGCAACAGCAUGGAGCGGUCGCAGGCGCAGUGGACACGUCUGUUGGAGUCUGCCGGUUUCCGGGUGAUGAAGUUCUGGUCACCUCCCGGUGAUGGACAGGGCAUUAUCGAGGCGGAGGUCAAGGAAUGA